This is a messenger RNA of Rhincodon typus (whale shark), 852 nucleotides long. Its product is annotated as T-cell leukemia homeobox protein 3-like. NCBI's taxonomy places the organism in Eukaryota, Metazoa, Chordata, Chondrichthyes, Orectolobiformes, Rhincodontidae. Gene Ontology annotation, cellular component: nucleus. Gene Ontology annotation, molecular function: DNA-binding transcription factor activity, RNA polymerase II-specific; RNA polymerase II cis-regulatory region sequence-specific DNA binding. Bases 1 to 852 code for a protein of 283 amino acids. Gene Ontology annotation, biological process: animal organ development; regulation of transcription by RNA polymerase II. The transcript has 3 exons. The record is from RefSeq and is a predicted model, not a curated record.
AUGGAUCAGUCUGGGACCACGCAGACCCAGCCUCAACACGAACCCAUCAGCUUUGGCAUCGACCAGAUCCUCAGUGGCUCCGAUCAGGAAAGCUGCCUGCAGCCCAGCGCCAGGGUCUCGGAGGCAAGCUACUUGAGCAGUCCGGUUAGCGGCGCCUACCCGGGCUUAGCCACCGCUUACCCGGCCAUGGGGGCCACUUACGAGGACAGCGUGUCGGGAUCUUAUAGUGUUAACCUGAGCAUGAACGUCAACAGCCUGGCGUCCGCCGGAGUCAUCCGUGUGCCCGCUCAUCGCCCAGUCCCUCAAACGGCCAUGCCUACCGUGCCUAGCGUGGCCGGUCUGAGCGGCCUCAACUUCCCUUGGAUGGAGAGCAGCAGGAGGUUUGCUAAGGACAGGCUGACAGCAGCCUUGACUCCUUUCACCGUGACACGGCGGAUCGGCCACCCUUACCAGAACAGGACACCCCCGAAGCGGAAGAAGCCCAGAACCUCUUUCACCAGGAUUCAGAUCUGUGAGCUGGAGAAGCGCUUUCACCGUCAGAAGUACCUCGCCUCGGCGGAAAGGGCGGCGCUGGCAAAAUCCCUUAAAAUGACCGACGCUCAGGUCAAGACCUGGUUCCAGAACCGCAGAACCAAGUGGAGGCGGCAGACAGCGGAGGAGAGAGAGGCCGAGAGACAACAGGCCAACAGACUGAUGCUACAACUACAACACGACGCCUUCCAGAAGUCUCUCAGCGACUCCAUUCAGCCAGAUCCGCUGUGUCUGCACAACUCGUCUCUGUACGCGCUGCAGAACCUGCAGCCCUGGGCUGAAGAUAAUACCAAGAUCCCAGUUGUCACAUCGUUAGUGUGA